AUGAUGAAGAAUAAAAGCAAAAAACAAGAGGAUGAAGGAUCGACUCAGAGCAACGCAUCAAGGUAUGAUCCUUUCACUUUUUUCCCUUUUCCCUUUUUCUAAUGUGAUUCGAUUGUUUACAUUGUCAGGCAUGGCUGAUCACCUGUGUAUGUAUUUACUACGUGGUUCUGAUGAAGUGCACCACUGUCAUGAAUGACCUUGCUUUUGUUUAAAAGCCACACCCUGAUUUUCCUACCAUUUCUUGCUCUCAAUACUCAGAUUUAAGGCCUGUGUUAGGACAUCAUAGCCCCCAAGAUGUAUGUUUUGGAGUCAUUUAUCCUCAUGUCAGACGACUAAUCUGAAAAAUUUAAUGUCCUAUCGCUAUGAAGUAAAAUGACCUUGUCAUACUUGUUGGUACUGCAAUGCACCAUUUCAUCAAUGUUGUGAACUUUUAUUUAUUUCAAUAACACAUGUAUUGCCAUGGGGAUAUUUAUGAUUAUAAAAACACUGUCCAGUUCUCACAGGUUAAGUAACAUAACUUGUCCUCAUCCCUUUAACUUGUUUUACUUUGCCUGGAGCAGCAAUUUUGAUCUUUUUUCUGUGCAUCUCAAUUUUUUUUAUGAAGACAUAGAAGUAAUCUGAAAACCACAGUUUUAUUAUGCAUUAAAAUUUGUUUCCCAAGUUUAUUAUCUCCAAACAUGUUUGACUUAAUGUAAAUAAUGUUGUAUUUAAGGAAAACUAAAAACUACCUACCUCUUUAUUUAACUUAAGAUGUUAUACCAGAUUAUCCUUUUAACCUCAAGUGUGUUGCUUUUAUGUGAAGUUUAUUUUUACUCAUUUGAAAGCCUCAAUAUAAUGAACAGUGUCAGUUAACACAUUGUCCAAAAUAGAGCUUUUAUUAUGAUAACUUCUGGAUGUUUGCUUUUCAAAUUAAAGCACUUAACUGAUUUAUUCAUCAUAUGUUGUUUUGCAUUCUUAAUUAGACGGAUUAAAUAGGUACCUAAUGUUUUAUGUGUAUUAGCUUUGUGAAUUGAUUGUGUUGACUGAACCUCUGGUGUGAUUGUUACAGUAAAAAGUUGUUUUCUGUGUAUACCUGGAUUUGUACAUGUUCUUUUUAAAGCAGAUAACAUUUAAAGGCCUGUGGCUUAAAGUUUUGACAAACUAAUGUAAUAUUUUUGACAGUGUUGUUCUCUUUUCUUCCUUAAAAGUGUUAUGUCAUUUUCAGGGGUCAAAACCUUAAGACAAUUGGCAACACCACACAUUUAUGAUCAAUAAAGGUGGCUUUAAAAACUGACAUCAGGUGAUUUGCAUUAUGUGAGGAUCCUACAGGAAUGCAGGAAGAACAGGAGUGCUCAACCAUCAUUAUAUCAAUUUUUUUUUGCAAAUAUUGUACAAAUGCACAGUGGCAAUUCUUAUCACAAUGGCAGCCAUCUUUUCACAUCAGAUAAAGUUGCCUGAUCUCAGUAAAAAGAAAUACACAAAGAAGUUGAGGUGCUAAAUGCAGGUAAUCCUUCUCACUGCAUUUCACUGACUGUGCACUGCAGCAGGUUACAUCACACUUGUAGUUUCUCUGUGUGAUCUUGUGGCAGCCAUUUUAGUCUUUUUUAGCUGUGAGUGAAGUAUUUAUCUACUCCUUAUGACAGCACAGCCUUAGAAUUUAAACACAUCAGCACUGUGGCCAUGUAGAGUAGCAGAAGAAGCUGAAGGCUGGUGCUUUUAUAUGACAAAACCCCAUCCCUUUAAAUACUGUUUACAUUCAGACUCUCCUAAGUCACAAAAUGGCCCUUGCUUUGUGUGGCCAGCUAGCUCACUUAUCUGUAUAACUCUGCUUAGAGAACUACAUGGAGGAGGAACAGGAAGAGUUCAGGGACAGGAAAAGCCUGCAUGCCUUGCUCCUAUAGGCCAGACUUUCACCUAGCAACAAGCCAACCAAUGAUUAUUCAGAGGAUCCCAUCACUGCCCUCCCCAUUUCUGACCUCACUUAAAGAGGAAGGAGUCAUGCACUUCCGAGUUAGGUCAUUGAAGCUGCUUAGAGUACAGACUGAAACUUGCAAACCAAAUAACAUUUUCCUCUUGUGAGUGAAUUAAGAGCAUAAAUAUUUACAUCUGGUUAAAUAGUUUAUGUUCCACAUACAAUUUAUUUCACGAAUUGAACAAACAAUAGAAUACAAAUGCGGUCAUUGCUGCUCACACGAUAAGCAGAGCAACAAUAACUCUAGAAGUCUAACAUGGAUAAAAUUACUGAUGGAUGUAUUUUAGAAACCCACGUACCAAUGUGUCUCACCAAAGCAGUUCCCCUAAUUUCUGGAGCUUUAUUAAAGGUUAGCGCCCCCAUGUGUCCAAAGAAUAGACUGCACGCAGGAAAAGCCAGACUGAAGAGCACAUCCAACAAAGCAACAAGCUAAUUUCCAACACUAAAUCUUUGUGAAUGAACAUGUUGCCAUUCUAAUAUUUAAGCAAAACUUAACGGUUUAAUACAAAGAGAACAGAAACAUUAUUAUGAACUUUGAGAUGGCUUAAAUCUGAGUCACCUGUGAGAAGUGGCCUCUGAAUUUUAAAGGGUUUAGCAAACAUUUUGAAGUUUCUUGAGCGCAGUUAUGCAUUUAUAGUUUUUAUUCUCCAAAUCUGCAUCUGUUUACCAGUCAGAGUUAAUUUAUUUUGUCUAAAUGAUACAUCUUUUAACCAGUUUUCUCUAUUUACUCUGUUUGAAAAACCAUGAGCUGUCAUCAAUUAAGCCUGAAGAAAUCAGUCAUAGGGAAAACUGGGGAAGAAUCCAUUCACCAAAAGCCUUUAACAAGGGGCAAAACUUUGACGUAUCAUUUGUAAGAAGCUAAAAAGUACAUUUUAUUUAAAGCCAGUGUUUCCUAUCUCAGAGUUUUCUAUUUACACACAAAGAUCUAUAAGAUCAGGGCAAAGUCUACCUGGUGUUGAAGCACCUUUGUAACUUUCUUCUUUUACUUUCAAGUGCCUGGGUGCAAUUAUUUUUGGGAAAAUCAAACAUUGCAUUCGUGUGUACUGGUUAUUUAACAGCUUUACCAUAAUCACACAUGUAGCUGAAUUUUAGGAAAGAAGAGAUAUUUAAAAGCUGGUUCUGACUAAAGUUAAGCUGUAGCUUAAAUCAGUAUUUCAGUGGCGGAAAGCCUUUCAGAAGGGCUGUAAGAGGAUUUGUGUGCCUAAGAGAGAAUAGGGUUAUCAUAAACCUGUUAGCAGAACAAGGUACCCAUACCGUUAUGUAAUAAAGUUCAGGUUUCCUGUUGGCCUGCAAACUUAUUUUACUCAUGCUGUUAAGCUCCUGCAGUUUCUCUCCGUCCUAGAGACAGAGUGUGCACUUAACAUUUCAAGAUUUAACUUGUUGUCACUGAAGCCUUAGUAAAAGUUAAAGCUUGUUAUAUGCAAAAGCAGAAGUCUGAACAUGUUCUUAUUCCUGUAGCAACUCGGCGUCAGAAGAGUCCAACCACUCCGCCUCAGAGUCAGGAAGUCAAUCAGAGAGCGAGCAUGGCAGUGAGAGGAGGAGAUCCCACAACUCAGAGUCAAACAGCUCUUCAGAGUCAGAGAGUCACUCAGAGUCAGAGUGCGAGUCUGCGGGCUCCAAAUCUCAACAAACCGCAGAAGAAGUCAAAGACAAGCCGGUCAAAAAGAAGGAGCGGCUAACCAAUGUGAAGAAGGUAAAGGUCACUGAAAUUCAGCGUGGCGCUAUGUCUUCUGUGACAACUCACUGUUUCCAAAGCAGAUUAAGAUUCCUAUCCUCUAAUGAUGGAGAUUGAGUUAACUGUGUGUAAUCAGGCUCUUGAUGUGAUUACGGAGAUUUGACGCACAGGACAGUUUGUAGUUACAGCCCAAGUCAGAAAUUUGAUCAGCCAGGUUGUCUUUGUAUCUGUAAAAACCGUAUUAUCAGGAGGGUUGACAUUUGAGAAAGGUCAGGUUGUAUGCUUUGUAAGGUAAGUGCACGCACCAGGAAAUGUGUCUUAAUUGGUUGUCAAUAAACGUGAUUCUUUCACUAAUCAAUGCACAAAAAUGGAGGCUCCAACAUCCUAUUUUGCUGCCUUGAUCCCAAGAUAAUUUUUCCUAUCCAUUAAGAGCCAUUAAAACAUCACAAUGGUAGCCGAAGUAAUUGAUAUUAUUCCCCAAAUAACUAAUAUCAAAUUAAUUGGCAAGCACAAUCAUUUGCACAUUUACCAAGUAAAAUAGCAUAGAAAAAAUAUGGAGUGAUAUCUUAUUUUGAUAUAUCAGCUGCUUUUCUGUAUAGCUGUGCACAUCUUUGAAAUUUGAAGAAGCUUAAACGAGGACAGGAGUUUGUCCUGUUUCUGUUCAACACUGCAGUGUAUUGAUAUUAUCCUGCUAAAAUAAAUAUAACAAAAGCUGAAAGAUCAUGAAGGGGUGAAAUUGUAAAGCGGUCUCAGAAGCACAGCUACUUAUGACACUUAAAAGAUGACUAUUAGACACCAGAAGUAUAAGCUGACUAUCUAUAAUAUCUGUAAUUUUAGAUGUUACAAGUAAGGGUACUUCAACAAUCUUUGGGAAAUGAAUUGGUUUGGAUGGAAAUAUAGAAAUGAGAGGGUUUGUAACUAUUCUUCUGAAGAAUGAUUGCUUGUUUUGGUAACAUAGAGUAUGUUGUAAUCGAGCCAUGCUCUGUGUCAUUACAUAGAAAUCACAAAUUCUUUGAUAACACAGUCCUGAACCACAUUCAGAACAUUAAAACAGGUGAUGUAAAUAUUAAGCCAGGGCAAAGCCAAAUAUCAUCUAAAUGAGAUGUGGGCAGAGUAUAUGAUAGGAACAGGUCAUAUCAUGUUAAAAGCAUGGGAUUUGUUUUCACAGCUGUGGGAUGAACAUCCAGAUGUGUACGGAGUCAGGCGCUCCAAUCGCAGCAGACAGGAGCCAGCCCGUUUAAACAUCGGAGCUGGGGUAAGCUGCAGCACAAAGAAAAACCAGCACCUCAUGCGCAGUAUGAUAUUCCCUGUUCAAUGAGCUGUCUCGGCACCACCAGCUCUUUAAACAUGUCAUUAGCGCCAUCUAGUGGAUGCAGUCAGCUCAGAGCUUGUUCUGAAGUGUCUGCUUUCUGUGCUGACUGUGUUUUCAGGGUAGCAGUGACUCAGAGAGUGAGAGCCCAAAGAGAAAACGAGCCAAGAAAAAGGAGUAAGUUUGAAGACUGUGAACAUUUUUAUUACCAUUGUAGUUUUUCUUUUGCCUAGAGUUACAGUGACAGUACGGCACUAUUUUUUUUAUUUUUAUCCAGCCAUGUUGAGAACACUUUUAUUGGUAAAACUGAUUCAACUCAUACAUUUCUUUGCCAUUGUCUUGCCAGUGUGUGUUCAUAUUAUGGUCCUUAUCAUUUGAUGUGUGUUUGUUAAAUGGGUAUCUGUUUGCUCCAAUUGGGCACCUUUAGUUUCAGUCAGCCAGGUGAUGUUCCAUAUUGACACCAAAUUUGAUUGGCCCGAUCAGUGGCUUAUCCCUGAUCAAAUUCUGUCGUGGUGGACACCCUAUGGCCAAUACUUCUUUACAUUUUGAAUUGGUUGAAGCAGUGGUUGGCCUUGAGGGUGAACUUGUGGCAUUUCUUUGUUGUAAGAAAUAUCUGGAAAGAUGAUGACUCAAAUGAUGAAGAGGAGGAGGAGGAUGUGGAGGAGGAGGAGGAGGCUUCCGACAGUACAGACAGUGAGCAGGAAGAGAAAAAAGUUAGAUCCAGACGACUUCCUGCUAGAAGGUAAGAGUGUAGCGAAGCCUGGCCAUCAGACAGCUACCCAAUGGUCAUCUCAAAUCAUUCAUCAAAUAGUGUGGGCAGCCAUUUGAUCACACUUUGUGUUCUUUGAUUUGGUGUGAAGUGUAAACAUGAAUGUUGCAGCCUUGUGAUCAAAAAGUUUAAUCUGAAAAAAAGAAUUUAAUGCAGUUCUGGAUUAUGUUACGACCACUAUAAGCUCCUAGAGUUGAAUAAAUAGAAUAGUUCAGUUGUUUAAUCAGAAGCCAAUAAUCUGAGAGUAAUCCUGGAGGCCCACUGCGGUCCAAAUCUAAGCUGUUUCUUUGUUUGUUUUGUUUAAUUGUGUUUUUUUAGACCUCAGACCAAAUCUACAGGCAAAAAGCAGCUGUCUCAAAAAGCAAGGAAGUCUAGGAAACAGGAGUCAUCAGCUGAAGAGGACGACGACGAUGAUGACGACGAUGAGGAUGAUGAGGAUGGGGAAGACACUCCAAAGAGACAGACACGAAGAAGGGGUGCGACUAAAGUCAAAAGGUACAUUUCUUUGUGUACUGUAUGAAUAAAAGUACAACUUUCCCUCUGAGUGAGCAGAUGGGGAUAUGAAGUUCAGUUUUGUCAGAUUGCCGGAUUAUUACUGUAUCUUGAUUUACCUUUUUUUUUUUUUUUUUAAUUGAACUGUAUCUUGAUUUCACCUUUUUAAUUUCUUAAAUUAUUAUCAUUAUUAAUAUUUAUAUUAAUAUUUUUUUAUUUUUCUGUUUUUUUUUAGUUUGGUCUCGGAAAAAAUGUAAAACACAAUAAAAGUUGAAUGAUAAAAAAGAUGCCGGAUAUUUUUAACAUCUCCUGUUUAUAAUAUAUACUGUAUCUACUCCUACAGCUACAAAGAGGACCAACAUGACUUUGAAACAGACUCCGAUGACUUGAUUGAAAUGACAGGGGAUGCUGGAGAGGAGCAGCAGGACGACGACAGCGAGACCAUUGAGCGAGUUAUGGACAAUAGGAUAAGCAAAAAAGGAGGUGAAGCAUUUUCACUCCUCUGUUUUUCGUAUGAGCUCCUUAAAAUGAUACCUGUCACUUUAAUUGGUUUUGUAAGUGUAUUUGCCUCACUGAAACGGUUUAAAGUGUGUUUUUCCUUUUUCAUCUUGUAGCCACCGGGGCCUCCACCACUGUGUAUGCUGUAGAGGAAAACGGGGACCCAUGCGAAGGCUUUGACCCCGAGAAGGAUGAAGGAGAGACUCAGUAUCUGAUCAAGUGGAAGGGCUGGUCCUACAUCCACAACACGUGGGAGAGCAUGGACUCUCUGACGCAGCAAAAAGUAAAAGGAAUCAAGAAAAUGGACAACUACAAGAAGAAAACCGAAGAGCUGAACUCAUGGUGAAAAUCUGUCUCCAGGUUCACAUUUCUUGAACUAAUAAAUGUCCGUCAGGAGUUUUUAAUACUCUCUCUCUCUGUCUGCAGGUUGAGGAAGGCAUCACCUGAGGAUAUAGAGUUUCAUAACUGCCAACAGGAGCUCACUGUUGAAUUAAGCAAACAGUUUCAGUUUGUGGAGCGUGUAAUCGGUAAUAAUUCUUCAUAAAUGUGUUUAAUUUUUCUGUAUGCGCAGCAGAUAAUCUUUAAAAAUGAACAACUUGUGAAAGAGUUUUUUUUUUAUUCGCAGCAACAAAAACAGGAAAGACACCAGGAUCUUCAGAUUUCCCCUGUAAGUCCCUUUUUUCAUUUUUCACAACAUUACAGUUUAUUAGCUGGUCAGUGAUAAUAACCAUGAAAUGUUUCCUUAUUCUUCUUUUAAACAGCUCACAGUCACAAGACAUCAUCCUCCAAUGAGCCAGAAUAUCUAUGCAAGUGGAUGGGUUUACCAUAUUCAGAGUGCAGCUGGGAAGAUGGAGCUCUGGUUAGAAAGAAGUUUGAGCCCUGCAUUGACAGCUUCAUGAAUAGAAACUCCAGUAAAACCGUACCUUCAAAAGAUUGCAAGGUAUGAGUCUGAUUACAGGGACCCAAAAUGUCCUUGUAUGUGUCUGUAACUCCGCUUCUCUUUCAUUUGAACAUUGCUGGAAAAAUAUUUCUUCUAAUUAGAAAAAUGUAUCCCUUACUUUCAUUUCAGGUACUAAAGCAAAGACCGAGGUUUGUUCCUCUGAAGAAACAGCCAACGUAUAUCGGAGAUGAUAAUCUUCAACUAAGGGAUUAUCAGCUGGAUGGCUUGAACUGGUUGGCACACUCCUGGUGCAGGUAAUUUCAAAUGUCAUUUGAGUAACGCUUAACUUGACGCCCAUCUCUAUAACGCAUUAUAAAUAUAUGUACAAUGCGUUAUAAUCACAUUAUAGUACUGUAUAACUAUAGCUAUAAACACCCAUAAAUGAUCAUAAUGCUUUUAGCAUUAAUCAUAACACAUUAUCAAGUAUUUUAUUAUGUGUUAUGAUUAUUGUUAUAUAACGCCUUAUGAUAAUUAAUGAGUGUUUAUAAUGAUAGUUACACAAGUUUAUAAGCAAAUUACAACACAUCAUAAAUAUAUGUAUAAUGCAUUAUCUAUGUGGGCAUUGUCAGUGAGUUGUUAACAGUUAUCACACAUUAUAAUACCUGACCUUGUAAGUCAUGAUAAAAUGCUUUAUAUUGUGUUAUGAUUAUCGCUAUAAAGCAUUAUGAUCAUUUAUGAGUGUUUAUAACUAUAGUGUUAUAACGUGACCAUAACAUAUUAUACAUAUAUUUAUAAUGCGUUAUAGAGAUAGGUGUCAAGUAAAGUGUUACUGUAAUUCGCACUGAUGACCUUAUUUAAAACUUAAACCAGUUAAAGUGGGGAAAAGAAAGAUGAUAACUAUGUAGUUUUCUUAUUCCUCUUCCUCAGGUGCAACAGUGUCAUCCUGGCUGAUGAGAUGGGACUUGGGAAGACCAUCCAGACCAUCUCCUUUCUGUCCUACUUGUUCCAUCAACAUCAGCUGUAUGGGCCCUUCCUCUUGGUGGUACCUCUGUCCACACUCACCUCCUGGCAGAGGGAGUUUGACACCUGGGCCCCGGACAUGAAUGUGGUGGUUUACCUCGGUGACGUCAUGAGCAGGAAAACAGUAAGUUGAACCACAACAGUCUGGACUCUCAUUGUACCAUCAGAUUCUUUUACAUAGACUUAUAUUGUUGCUCCUGUUCUUUGUAGAUUCGAGAUUAUGAGUGGGUGAACCAUCAAACGAAAAGGAUACGUUUCAACGCUCUUUUAACCACCUAUGAGAUUCUUCUUAAAGACAAGGUAAGCUCAGUUAUUAGGAUUCGUCAGAGGUUAUGUAGCGCUAAAGUGUGAACUGCUCGGUUUCACCUUUAAUGUUGUCUUCAGGGUGUUCUCGGGAACAUAAACUGGGCAUUCUUGGGUGUGGAUGAAGCUCACAGACUCAAGAACGACGACUCCCUGCUCUACAAAUCUUUAAUGGAGUUCAGGUCUAACCACAGACUCCUUAUUACCGGCACUCCGCUGCAGAACUCCCUCAAAGAGCUCUGGUCACUGUUGCACUUCCUCAUGCCCGACAAGUACGUCCAGGUUUAAGAUGAAACCCGAACCAAAGCAUGGAAAGUUUCAUUUGUCUGAAUUCCAGCUGGAGAUGAUCGACAUCUGUUAUCCCCAUUGUGCACCACAGGUUUGAUUCUUGGGAGGAUUUUGAGGAUGAUCACGGUAAAGGGAGAGAUAACGGUUAUCAGAGUCUGCACAAAGUCCUUGAGCCGUUCCUCCUGCGCCGUGUCAAGAAGGAUGUGGAAAAAUCCCUCCCUGCCAAGGUGGAGCAGAUCCUUCGUGUAGACAUGACUGCACAACAGAAACAGUUUUACAAGUAUGGUUUUAUUUCUGUCUUUUUGGUAACCUAUUUCUUACACACAAAGCUGAGGUAGCUGCAUUUCUUGUCUUCAUUAACAGAAUUUGUUCCUCAAUGUUUCCAGGUGGAUUUUAACGAGGAAUUACAAAGCUCUUUCCAAAGGCACCCGAGGCAGCUCCUCUGGCUUUCUCAACAUCGUUAUGGAGCUUAAAAAAUGCUGUAACCACAGUUGCCUCAUUAAGCAGUCUGAGGACGCCGAACCCGAAACACCACAGGAUUACCUGCAGGUAUGUCUCCUCAUGAGCCUUUUUAAGCUCGCAGCGACACCUCAGGAUAUCCCCGCUCCAUGAAAGAAGCUAGCUGAACAAACACAAGUGCAGCUUAAUUUCUCCCAAACUCUGCUCUCUAAACUUGAACUCUGGGUGUUUUAGAGCCUCGUGAGGGGCAGUGGGAAACUGGUGCUGCUGGACAAGCUGCUGACUAGACUCAGAGAAAGAGGGAAUCGAGUCCUGAUCUUCUCCCAGAUGGUCAGGAUGUUGGACAUUCUGGCUGAGUACCUCACUAAGAGACACUACCCAUUCCAGGUAAGAUUUACAUCAUUUCUUUUUUUAUUGUAGUGAUAGUACGUUUUUGUUCUUAAUUUUUUUUUUAAUUCCAGUUCGGAGAUAUAUAUUUAUUUUUUUAAAUUGUAUGUUUUUGUUUUUUAUUAUAGUGAUAGUGUUUUUUUUAUUUUGUUUUGUUAUUUAAUCGUAGUGAAAGUACGUUUUUGUUGUUGUUUGUGUAUUGUAGUGAUAGUUUGUUUUUGUUUUGACUGUGGUGAUAGUAUGUUUUUUUUGUGUGUUUUUUUUCACUGUAGUGAUAGUAUGCAUGUGUUUUUUUGUUUGUUUUUUUAUUGGAGUGAUAGUACAUUUUUGUUGUUGUUGUUUUUUUCUUGUAUUUUUUUGUGGGCAAUUUUUUGCCUUUAUUGAUACGACAGAUUGGAAAUAUGGGGAGAUAGAGAGAGAUGGGGGAGGACAUGUAGCACAUGAUUGGGGCCGGACUCGAACCCGCUACCGCUGCAGGGACAGUGGUCCCCAUACAUGGAGCACGCUAACCCGCUCCGCCAUCUGCGCGCCCCAGAUUUACAUCACUUCUAAGGCUAAGGGUGGAACAUAGAAGCAGGAAAAAUGAUCAUAUGUGAACUUGUGAGCAUCUUCGCAAGGGCUAAAUUAUGUCGAUUGUACAGCUGGGUCAGAGCAUCUCCAAAACUGCAGCUCUUUAGGAGAGUUUCUGGUCUUGCAGAAGUCUUUCACUACCUACCAGAUGUGGUUCAAAGAGGGGAAACUAGGUCACAGGCUCACUGAGGCUCACUGAUGUACAGGGAAGCAAAGGCUGGACCUGACAGAGGGACUGGAUGGCUGCAGACCACACAAUAUCUGUGCAGUAUCUGCUAUCAUCCUGUCAGUUUAGAGGAGAAUUAAACCUCCAGAAGGUUAGACUAACAUUUUCUGUCAGCUGUUAUCAGCUUCAUCACCAGUGUCUCCUGUCACUGUGUCAAUAGCUGCUAUUUGUUAUCCCAGAUUAAAGUUUCUGACUGUGGUCUUUAUUGGUGUUUACAAUAAUAAAGCCUGUGGGGAGGCUGUGUCAGGCGGGUUGCGCUGGUAAGGAGCAUCAGAUGUCAGUGUUGUUGUACACAUACUCCAACAGGCUGAGAGCUCAUGCGGUUAUUUAUAUCGGUGAGUUAUUUUCUGUUGAAGAAGGCCUGCUGAACUCCUGCAAGUCUCUCCUGCUUGGGGUUAUUUUUGCUGACAUAUUGGUUGUAGACUGUUGUGAUCAAUCUGAGUAAUGGACUGAGUACGCUGACAUGCCGGGGAAAGGGUUGUCGGGGUUACAGCAGGAGGAGGACUUCAAAGGUUAACUCUCUGUGCGUUUGCCUCUCUGCUCUCUCUGCUCUCCAGCGGCUGGACGGCUCCAUAAAGGGAGAAAUCCGAAAGCAAGCACUUGACCACUUCAACGCAGAAGGCUCAGAGGUGCGUGCAAGCAUAACUUAAUCCUAUUAACUGAUAGACUGAGGGAUUGCAAGUAUUAAAAGAAAAUUUGGCAUUAAAUAUGUAAUUAAGCUGCUGUAACAAAUUACUCCUUUGAAUUUUCAUGAAAUUCAUAUCUCAAUUAUGAGGAUGUUAGCAUAUCCUCCCCCAAAAAAGCAGUGCUGGCAAAAUCGUUUUUGGAUAAUGACUAAAUUAAAUUCAUACAGUUCCAGCAUGUAUUUGACCACACUUUAAAAACUCUAAGUUAACUUUAACUCAUGAAAGUUGUGAUUUUUCUCAACUGUAUUAAAAGUGUAGGACACAAUAAAAAGUGCUGGAGUAUGUUGUUUCUUUUGUUCUUGAAUAUUUCAUGUUUAUAAUCAAAUCAUCUGUUUUCCAGGACUUCUGUUUCCUACUGUCCACCAGAGCUGGAGGUUUGGGGAUAAACUUGGCGUCAGCAGACACAGUAGUCAUCUUUGACUCAGACUGGAACCCUCAAAACGACCUGCAGGCACAAGCAAGAGCUCACAGGAUCGGACAAAAGAAACAGGUAAACCAUGUCUCUAAUUCACGUCUGUCACAACAGAUAAUCCAGAAAAUCUUACAAGUACAAACGUACCCUGUGGUUUGCUUCUGUAGGUGAAUAUUUAUCGACUGGUCACUAAAGGAACAGUAGAGGAGGACAUCAUCGAGAGGGCGAAGAAGAAGAUGGUUUUAGACCAUCUUGUCAUUCAGAGAAUGGACACCACAGGUCGGACUGUACUGGACAGCAACUCAGGAACCACAAAGUAAGAUGUCAGAAAUGAGAUACAGUUUUCUGUUGAUUCAUUUUGUCAGAGAUCAAGAAACUGAACCUCUGUUGUUGCUUUUUUGUUCACAGCUCAAACCCGUUUAAUAAAGAAGAGCUGACUGCCAUCCUCAAGUUUGGUGCAGAGGAACUUUUUAAAGAAGCAGAAGGAGAAGAGUCUGAACCUCAGGUAUUUUAGUGGCUGAUAUUUAUCUUCUCUUCCUCUAAAACACUUCCUAGAUUUGAGUGAAGUUAAGCCUGAAUUUGUCUCUGUAGGAGAUGGACAUCGAUGAGAUCCUGAGGUUGGCCGAAACAAGAGAAAGUGAUCAGGGCUCAAGCGCCACAGAUGAACUUCUAUCUCAGUUUAAGGUAUCUGCGAGUUUGUGCUGUUGCAUGAAGUCUCCACUGACUCACACCAGACAUGAAAUCAUACUGUCCAUGUGAGGCAUCCCUCUUUUUUAAAUUCUCUCCUUUUCCUCUCUGCAGGUGGCUAACUUUUCCAGCAUGGAGGAGAGCACCCAAGAGUUUGAGGAGAAGCCCAUACGUGAAUGGGAUGACAUCAUCCCAGAGGAGCAGCGCCGCAAAAUUGAGGAGGAGGAAAAGCAGCGAGAGAUGGAGGACAUCUUCAUGCUGCCCCGAAGCAGGAGUUCAAACAAGAAGGUAAAAGAGAAGAAGAAUUUAAAGCUUAGUGGUUGAAAAAAGAAGAUACCUCGGCUUUUGCAAACCCAGAUCAGAGAUUUCUUGACAUUCGUACCGCUCUUGCUCCUCUGUCUCUCAGGCUCAGGCUAAUGACAGCGACAGUGAUGUGGGCUCAAAGCUCAAGCAUCGUUCCUCCGGCUCUGAUAGUGAGACUGAUGAUAGCGAUGAUGACAAGAAGCCAAAGAAGAGAGGCAGACCCAGAGCUCGCAAGAACAACGUGGAGGGUUUCACUGAUGCAGAGAUUCGCAGGUGAAGUCCCCUUUUAUUCCACUUGCAGCAGGUUUGUUUUAUUGGGUUCCUACGCAAGUGUGGGAAGUAUAGAAGUAGUUUGAUCAAUUUCCAAGUCUUAAAAAGUAUGGUAAAUGAAAAAGUAUGUAUGUUUCCUGACUAUUACCACAGUUCUAAAAUACUGUUUUCCAAAAAAUAGAAAAGUAGUUUCAUUCGUGAGCUCAUCUAAAAAUGUCUUCACAGGUUCAUCAAGGCGUACAAGAAGUUUGGUUCUCCUCUUGAGAGGUGAGCACAGUAUAAGCUGAUGUUAAAAAUGAGUAUACAGUACAUCUACAUUAUAGGCAACUGACAAGGCUGCCUUUGUGUUGGAAGGUUGGAAGCCAUCGCCCGAGACUCUGAGCUGGUUGACAAGUCUAUAGCCGACCUGAAGAGACUUGGGGAGCUGAUACAUACAAGCUGUGUGGCUGCAGUGCAGGAGCACGAGGAGCAACUUAAAGAGAACCCAGUUGAAGGUACGAACACUUCACUGUUUAGGAGGUCUAUGCGGUUAACAUCAUGUAGGUCCUGGAUUUAUGUCUGUUAUGCUUUUAGCCAAAGGUCCAGGGAAGCGGCGAGGAAUUAACAUCAAGAUCUCAGGGGUGCAAGUGAACGCCAAGUCCAUCAUCCAGCAUGAGGAGGAGUUUGAGCCUCUGCACAAAGCGGUGCCGUCCAAUCCUGACGAGAGAAACAAGUGAGAGAAAGUUUCUCAUAGAGGAUAGAUAUGGAUAUGAUGUUUGGGAAAAAUGCAUCUCUGUUGCAGAUGUAGUCUAACACGUCUGUUUACUGCAGGUUCAAUCUGACAUGCAGGGUCAAGGUAGCGCACUUUGAUGUGGACUGGGACCUGCAGGAUGACGUCCAGCUUCUGCUUGGUAUCUAUGAACAUGGCUUUGGGAACUGGGAUCUGAUCAAGACCGACCCUGACCUGAAACUCUCUGAAAAGGUAAAUAUCGGUUAUCUUCUGAUGGCACCAAGUUCAAGAUGCUCUAUGUGUAAGUAAGUUUCAUGAAGAUAUUUGUUGCUUGCAUUUGCAGCAAAACUAAUCUGUUUAGCAUGUGAUUAAAAUACAAGUUUUAACCAUUUAAAAAAAAAAAUCAAAUCUUGACCUAGAAAACAUAUUUUUCAGAUCUUCACCAAACAUCCUGAAUAAAGUAAUAGUCAAAGAUGUUAUUCCCUUUGCACAGAUUCUCCCAGAUGAUCCAAACAAGAAGCCCCAAAACAAGCAAUUACAGGCGAGAGCUGAGUAUCUCCUUAAGCUGCUGAAAAAAGAGCAAGACAGCACAGACGUGUCUAAAUCAGGGGAGGAGGUAAGCCGCAGUCAAACUAUGAGUAACUCACGAUACUACUAUCAGCACAUAAAGUUGAUCUUUGAAGCCUCCUAGCAACAACAAAGCUCAAACGCCGUCUUCCUCUAAAGGUCAAAGUGAGGAAGAGGAAGCCUCGAGCGAAAAAGGAAAAGGCACUAAAGGAUGAGCAAGGAAAUGAGAUCUCUUCCCCUCGCCUGUCAGACAACCCGUCUGAGGAGGGCGAAGUCAAGGUGAGACAUGAGAUCAUUACUGUAGUGGCAUUUUCCCUGCUGCACACACACGACACUCAACAGCUGAGGGUCAGUGUCUCCACAUCAGGUUGAAGUUAUGUUCUUGAUGGUACGGAUCAUCUGCUUUUUGCUAACAAUCAACUAGGAUUGUCAACAAAUAUGCAAAAUUUGAAUACAUGUUUGAAUAUUUAAAAAGAAAAAAAAGACUUGAAUGUGAAAAUUAAUAUUUGAAUAUUAAAACAGCAGGAAAAACUGAGUGGGGAAACAGUCACAGGAGGUGCACAUGCAGUGAGACUAGAAAAAAACUGUCUGUGGCACAUGUAGAGAGAGGUGUUGGGAUGUUCGGAGCCAAACUCUGAGAGAGUAGUCUGUACUCCAAGGAACUUUAGAAGCUCCAUUUGGUAAUUCUUCACGGUAGACGGAAAAAAUGCUCAGCGAGACAGAGUUAUAUGCAAACUGUGUAAGCUAGAUAUUCGAAUAUAUUCAACCCUAUGUGUUAUUUUUAGAACAAAUAUUCAAACGUCAUUUUGGAGCAAUUUUGACAGCCCUACAACCAACUCAUUUCACUCUUUGAUAGCUGUGAGUCUUCAAUGCUUAAGCUUCUCUCAUUGAAGCAGAAGAUGAUCCGAGGAUGUUGAACUAAAUACACACAGCUUUUCUGUGUUCACUUUUCCAUAAGCAGUCAGUGUAUCAGUCACAUGCCAAACUGUAAACCAGGCUCUGUAAAGCGGUAAACCACAGACUGAACACUCAAACACCUUUAAAAAGGAAGUGUAUCCAAGCUUGAUUUCUUAUUCACAUCUCUUUAAACCUUUUCACACAUAAACAUCUGAUACUUUCAAAGUAACUCUCAGGGGUUGGUAUUUUCAGGAGCGUGCAUGUCCGUCUUUGGAGGAUGUGCUCUUAUAACGUAAAAUACUCUGUUUGAUGAAGGUGAGGGGGACAGGAGAAGGAGUUGUCUGUACUUAAGAAUGUGUUAAUGUCACUAUAAUGUUUAUAGUGACGUUAUAAACAAAAUUGACAACUGAGUUUAGCAGUGAAGAUUAUACAGCAACACCUGGCCCAGUGUGACUUAUUAAAUAUCCAGAGGUGCUGUUUAUAUGUGAAAGGGUGAUGUGUCAUUUUCUCAACAACAGGAAUUUGUGUAACGUGCUGUUAUUCCUUGUGUUCGAGCAGGAUGAGGGAACAGAGAAGUCCCCUGCUAAGAAAAGACAAAAGAAAAAGGACAACAAAGAGAACAAAGAAAAACAGGGAACUCCGAAAAAAGAGAAGGACGGGGACAAGGAGAAAAAGAGUGCCAAGCCAAGAAAAGAAAAGGUAAUACUUGCUGUGAUUGUAGGUGUGUUAUUUGUUUGUCUCUGUCCUAUCUGUGUUAACGGUUUUAGACAUUACACCUUUCAUGUGUGUGUUAUUUUUUCAGGCUAAAGGAACCAAAGGGAAGAAGACUCAAGGUCCAGUCCACAUCACAGCCGGGUCUGAACCUGUUCCUAUCGAAGGAAAGGAGGAUGACGAACUCGACCAGGAGACUUUCAGUAUUGUGAGUUUGAUAAUAAUCUGUGGAGUACAUGUUUUAGAAACGAUUCAACAGUGUCACUUAUAUACUGUGAAUAUGUGUGCAGUGUAAGGAGCGCAUGAGGCCGGUGAAGAAGGCCUUAAAGCAGCUGGACAAACCGGAUGAGGGUUUGUCCGACCAGGAGCAGCUCCAGCACACUCGCACAUGCCUAUUGAAGAUUGGUGACCGAAUCACAGAGUGCCUUAAAGCCUACAGUGACCCUGAACAUGUGAAAAUCUGGCGAAGGUAAGCUGAUCGGACAUCACCUCUUUAGAGUAACAGUAUUCAUCUGUUCGAUUCUUCUAACCGGUAUUUUGUGCCUCUUUUGGCAGAAAUCUCUGGAUUUUUGUGUCCAAGUUUACAGAGUUUGGGGCAAGAAAGCUUCACAAGCUUUACAAAAUGGCACAAAAGAAGCGAUCACACGAGGAAGAGGCAAGCGGAUUUUUUCAUUUCCAGCAGUUUAUUAGUUGGAGGUGAACAGCGUCACCAUCAUGUUUGUGAAAUCCUUUUGUUGAAUCCUUUCCAGAAGGAGCAUAAGAAGAAGGACGAUUCUGCAGGGAGAGCUAAAUCUUUCAGGGCGGAGCCGUCUGGUUCCAGUCGAGACAACAUGGGUACUCAACUGGCCUCCAAAGGUUCAUCUCACACACCUCAGGCAGGCCCCCACGGACAUCACAGAGAGCCAUACAACGCAGCUAACAAACGGCACUUUGGCAAUGAUGGUAUGUGCGAGUGAAAUCAUUCAGCUCUGAUGUGCAAAUGUCGGAAAUGUCCUUUGACUGGAGAGGCAGAGAGGAGGCAAGACAAGCCUCUGUUACUGUAAUGAGACAUUUAGUGACAUUAACUUUCACACCUUGUAUUUAAGACAGGGGAGACUGGCAGAGGGAUCGUAAAUACAACUACCCAGGCAACAGCAACCAGUCAUGGCAGGGAGACCGACAUCAUCCGUACGACCAACACCGCUACAAGGAUCACUAUGGCGAUCGGCGUCCCCAUGGAGACUCCUACCGCAGCUCAGGCAAUUACCGCAACAACAGCUCCCCUCGAAAACGGCCGUAUGAAUACGGCAACGACAGGGACCACAGGGGGCACAGACCUUAUUAUGACAGGUAAGAGUCAUUCAAACCUGAUUUCAGUCCGAGACAAAGGCUUUGAUGAAACGCUGCUGGGUAGUUGUGUUCAGUGGGGUUGUGGAGGUAGAGGAAUGUAAUAAUCGGACAACAGGGAAAAAAAAUAAACAUAUUCUCAGAAAAGAAAAUUUUUGGUCAUUUUUGUGAUUCAUUUACAACUUUUAUAUUGAGAGUUUUUUCUACAGUAAAAUCUGGUCCCAACUGCUUUUGCAUGUUUCGCUUUAGUUAACACCAGUUUAAGUUUGUUUCACACAGCUGGAGUAACCUCUAAAAAUUUAAUUUCAGGCAUCCUGACCCAAAAAGAAGACGUCCGGAUGAGUUCCGUCCCAACUACCACCAAGGCAGGGAAGGCCCAAUUCAGGACUUCAGGAGGAUGCCAGACCACAGGCCUGCAGGUCCACCUGGCUCAGAGCACUAUACCAGACCCUUCCACCCAGAUAAACCUCCUCCUCUGCUGGAUCCACGCUCCCCACAGGCUCAGAAGUCUCCCCAAGACUCUCGCUCCCCACUUGAGCGUCCCGCAGAGCCGAACGCUGCUGCUGCAGAUCCUAACUGGAACAACAGGAAAACAUAG
Messenger RNA from Xyrichtys novacula (pearly razorfish), 17993 nucleotides. Lineage: Eukaryota; Metazoa; Chordata; Actinopteri; Labriformes; Labridae. The record is from the annotation of a GenBank genome assembly.